This is a messenger RNA of Colletotrichum truncatum, 1983 nucleotides long. Its product is annotated as lccl domain containing protein. The record is from RefSeq and is a predicted model, not a curated record. NCBI's taxonomy places the organism in Eukaryota, Fungi, Ascomycota, Sordariomycetes, Glomerellales, Glomerellaceae.
AUGGUCAAUGAAAGACAUGCUGAAAACGAGCCGCUCUUGAGUACCAUGGAGCGACAGCAGGCAAACGAGCCUGAAAACCGGGCGAACCCUACCGAGCAUCCCGAUGCGCCGCUCGAGGAUACCACCCGCCGCGAACUCGAAGUCGACGACGACUCAUCACCGUCGACGCCCAGGUUCAUGCAGGAAGAAGGACCAUGGAAGCGUUGGAAGUGGGUGCCAUACCCAGUUCGUCGCAUCGUGAAGGCCACCGUGAAGUGGUCUAUGGGCCCACCGAACCCUCAGGACUACAAGAUCAAGCCGAUUCUUCCCCAAGUCCAGGAGUUUCCUCUUGUGCUAGUUGAGAAAUACUUGCCGUCUGCCAAGCAUCGCGUAGGCGUUGUAUUUCUUUAUAUUGCUAUUUGGAUCAUCACGUUUGCUCUUGUCAAGAGGAGCGAGACAUUCGCGACAGAGAUUGAGGGUUGGGGCGCACCGCAACCGAUCGGAUGCGGUGCGACCUAUUGGGGUCGGGGGAACAAAUGCGGCCUCAACGGCGCCGAUUGUCGCCCUUUUGAUGGGAGCGGGUUUCCCUUCAGAUGCCCCGCCAACUGCAAAGGCUACAUGGUCUUGAACCCGCGGGCAGUCGGCGACCAGGAGAUUGUAUAUCAAUCGCUUGUCAUCGGCGGACCAGCAAACGAUACCAGCUCGCCCAUCUAUCGUGGUGACUCGUUCCUUUGCAGUGCUGCGAUUCAUGCCGGUGUGGUUUCCAACGAAAACGGUGGCUGUGGUGUUGUUCGCCUUGUUGGGCGACAGCAGAACUACAUUAGCUCCGACCGGAAUGAUAUCGAGAGCAUCAGCUUCGACUCCUACUUCCCCCUCUCGUUCACCUUUGAGCCCAACAUCCAGUGCCGUGCUCGGGAUCUACGAUGGAACUUGCUGGCUGUGUCUGUUGUUUUCACGACGGUCCUCUCGCUCUUCACGGCUUCACCAGCACUCUUCUUCUUCUCGGUCUUUACUGGUAUCUUCUGGCACGUCGGAUUAGCCUCAGACCCGCCGAACCAUUGGUCGGUGGCUGAUCUAGUGUCGAACAUUGCCGGAAAAUUCCUCCCAGCCAUGUUUUGCGCGUGGGUCAUGUACGACAAAAUGGGCAUCAGGCGUACUCUUCAUGGUCUCACCGCCCAGGUUGAAAAGACCAUUCUCUGGCUCGGCGGAUGCUGGGUCGGUGCGCUUACGAACUACACCUUCCGAUGGAUUCCAAUCCAGAGACUGAACGCGCACGACCUACAACAGCAACCAGGUGCUAAAGCGGCAUUAGCUAUCAUCAUCAUUGUUCUUUUCCUCAUCAUCGUUAAGCAGGUGUGGUAUUUUAGACAAGAAGGCCGGCUCGUCAAGUACCUCAAGCUUUAUCUCCUCUUCGUGGGCGCCAUCAUCGUAUGUCUCAUACUCCCGGACCUCAGCCUACGCAUCCACCACUACAUCCUCGCCUUGCUUUUACUGCCAGGAACUAGUAUGCAGACACGCCCUUCGCUCCUUUAUCAGGGUAUUCUGGUCGGUCUUUUCAUCAACGGCAUUGCUCGUUGGGGUUUCGAUGCAGUUUUACAGACGCCUGCCGCCUUACAGGGGGAUGCUCAACAUGGGUCACCACUGCCUACUAUCCUCCCGCCCGUCAUUGACCUUGCCCAGGCCAUGUGGAGUGUCAACUUCACUUGGAAUGUUCCUUCAGGAGUCCGAUAUGACGGUAUCAGCGUCCUAGUCAACGACGUCGAGCGCUUCCGUACGUACUUCGAUGAUGGUCCUGUCUCUUCAAACCAUUUCGUCUGGACCCGCAACAGUAGUCUCGGGUUGAACGAGUACUUCCGCUUCGGCUACAUGGAAGGCAGUCAAAGCUACGACUUCACCAAAGCUGGUAUUUGGAACGCCGAAGGUAGUUGGAUUGACAUGAAGCCGGGUCCGUCUAUGGUGCGAAGCCGGAGUCUGGAAGAGGACGAAGAGAGCGUGCCUCGGUAA